UCGUAUUGGUCAAAUUGAUGGUCGACGGCAGAAACGUGGGUCCAACACUGAAAAGGAGGCAGCGAUCAUCGCAUGCAGGACGUUCGCCGGCGCCAGCGCGGCAGCUGCUCGCGUCCAGGCCGCCGGGCACCUCCGCCAAAACGUCAACCCUGAACAAGAAGACCAUGAGCCCAGAUUCUUCGUUCCAUCGGGCAACCAAAUCUCGACCUUGUUGCUGUGUACCGCUGUGACACGACAGCGCUGUUGUGACCUUACAUUGCGAUCGGAAAGCACGUGGCCAUCUGCAUUCCACCAGAUUUUGCAGAGUCGUGCAAGAGCUUGGACGUCAGCGUGUGGCUGAACGAGUGGCACAGAACGUAGCCAGCACGAGCUUGAGGACAUUACAACCGGCCAUGGAGACCAGUGCAAGUGAAAGCGGCUCGCAGGUAGCUGCUGGUGGCGCAAAUGAUCUUGAUGUGUGGUCCAACUCAGAUGCAGACUCAUCAUAUGGUGAUCUGGCGUCUGAAACGGCCUCUCUGACCUCUAGCAUCAUGGCUGGCCACUACGAGAACGGGAGACGGUACCAUGCUUACCAGGCUAGCGGGGAGUACAUCCUGCCGGACGAUGAGCAAGAGCAGGACAGGUUGGACAUCAAAUAUGCGUCAAUACAACUUGUCUUCAGCGACAAGGUGACGUUUGCGCCGAUCGAAAACCCCCAGCAGAUUCUCGACAUCGGAACAGGAACCGGGAUAUGGGCCAUUGAUGCUGGUGAACAGUUCCCUAGUGCUGUCGUCACUGCAACAGACCUGAGUCCCAUCCAGCCAACAUGGGUCCCACCAAAUGUCAAAUUCGAAAUCGACGACGCAGAAGCAGACUGGACCUGGCCAAUCAACCACUUCGAUCUCGUGCACAUGCGCACCAUGACAGGUUGUAUACGUAACUGGGACAAGCUCUUCAGACAAGCCUAUGCCCACACCAAGCCCGGUGGCUACAUCGAACUGCAAGAGAUGGACUACUUCGGCGUCAUCCAGCCCACCUCGCGCAGCCCUGGUACCUCGUUUCACACGUGGUGCACAGAGCAAGGCAAAGCUGCGAUGAAGGUUGGCGUGAACCUCAGGACCAGCGUGGAGUUUAUGAAGGAGAGUUUGGAGAAGGUGGGGUUUGUGGAUGUCACGGCGAGGGAGUUUAAGCUGCCGAUUGGACCUUGGCCGAAGCAGAAAAGACUCCGGGACGCAGGGCUCCUGCAACUGAGCGCGAUGUUGGAAGGCAUCGAAGGGUUGAGCUUGCGGUUAUUGAAAUUCUACGACGGCUGGACGCUUGACGAGUUGAAGGUGCUCCUGGCGAAAGUCAGAAGCGAGUUGAAGGAUCCUGGGUGUCAUUCCUACUGGCCUCUCAUCGUCGUUGUUGGCAGAAAGGCCGAAUAGAACGGAGCAUCUACACAUACAUCGAGCCUAAAUUCUUAUUCCUUGUCUUUCGAUUCCCUCAUACCCUUUUCUUCAAUGCCAGUAUUGAAACCGCUUUAC
Macroventuria anomochaeta is the source of this 1502-nucleotide messenger RNA. Its product is annotated as S-adenosyl-L-methionine-dependent methyltransferase. Gene Ontology annotation, molecular function: methyltransferase activity. Bases 393 to 1403 code for a protein of 336 amino acids. The record is from RefSeq and is a predicted model, not a curated record. The transcript has 3 exons. Lineage: Eukaryota; Fungi; Ascomycota; Dothideomycetes; Pleosporales; Didymellaceae.